Molecule: messenger RNA, 7049 nt
Organism: Pogona vitticeps (central bearded dragon)
Lineage: Eukaryota; Metazoa; Chordata; Lepidosauria; Squamata; Agamidae
Gene: FZD3
Product: frizzled class receptor 3
Biological process (GO): non-canonical Wnt signaling pathway; canonical Wnt signaling pathway
Cellular component (GO): plasma membrane
Molecular function (GO): Wnt receptor activity; Wnt-protein binding
Source: RefSeq, a predicted model, not a curated record
GGCGGGGGGAGGUUCUCGCUCGGGUUCGCCGCUCGGCUGCUGAGGAGACCCCUGAGCGCUUGUGGGGAAGGGAAGGAGGAGGAAGAGGAAGGGGAGCGUGGCCCCUUCCCAGCCGGAUACCUUAAUAGCAGAAGAGAUUGUGGCCAACAUGGAGUCUGUCUGGGAAUGUGGUUAAGUCAAAUGACUUAACACAAUCUAUAGGGUGGUAUGAAACAAAAGGCCAAAAUGAAGUACCCGCUUGGUUGGACUAGUCUCGCUUCUCACAGGGCCUGGAAUUGCUCAGUCUCUGAAGAUGUCCAGGAGGAAAAGUUGACGUGCUGAUAAUGAUGCACAAUUUCCCACCAUUUUGAAGACUCAUGAUCCCUGCAGAAGGAUGGCAGCAAACUGGAUGAUCCAUUGUCUUUGGCCUUUGGCUGUCCUCGUAGGAUGCACAGGUAGCCACAGCUUGUUCUCCUGUGAGCCAAUCAUCUUGAGGAUGUGCCAGGAUCUUCCAUAUAACAGCACGUUUAUGCCUAACCUUUUGAACCAUUAUGAUCAGCAAACAGCAGCUCUAGCGAUGGAGCCAUUCCACCCAAUGGUAAACCUUGAGUGUUCCCGGGACUUCCGACCUUUCCUGUGUGCUCUCUAUGCUCCUGUUUGCAUGGAGUACGGUCGAGUCAGCCUCCCAUGUCGCAGGAUUUGUCAGCGAGCAUACAAUGAGUGUUCAAAACUCAUGGAGAUGUUUGGUGUGUCUUGGCCAGAGGAUAUGGAAUGCAGCAGGUUCCCAGACUGUGAUGAGCCGUACCCUCGUCUUGUCGAUCUCAGUGCCAUUGGGGAGCCAACGGAAGACGUGCCAGUGGCGGUGCGAAGAGACUAUGGCUUUUGGUGCCCGCAAGAGUUAAAAAUAGACCCCGAUCUUGGCUACACAUUCCUGCGGGUACGGGACUGCUCCCCUCCUUGUCCAAAUAUGUAUUUCAGACGUGAAGAGCUCUCUUUUGCACGAUACUUCAUCGGCGUGAUCUCUAUCGUCUGCCUUUCAGCCACUUUGUUUACCUUCUUGACUUUCUUGAUCGAUGUCACGCGGUUCCGCUAUCCCGAGAGACCCAUCAUUUUCUACGCUGUCUGUUACAUGAUGGUGUCCCUCAUUUUCUUCAUUGGCUUUUUGCUAGAGGACCGUGUUGCCUGCAACGCCUCUAGCCCCACCAUGUUCAAGGCCUCCACGGUGACCCAGGGCUCUCAUAACAAAGCGUGCACCAUGCUUUUCAUGGUGCUGUACUUCUUUACCAUGGCUGGGAGCGUCUGGUGGGUGAUUCUGACCAUCACCUGGUUCUUGGCAGCUGUCCCCAAAUGGGGGAGUGAAGCCAUUGAGAAGAAAGCCUUGCUUUUUCACGCUAGUGCUUGGGGCAUCCCUGGAACCCUGACCAUCAUCCUCCUGGCUAUGAAUAAAAUUGAGGGUGACAACAUCAGCGGGGUGUGUUUUGUUGGCCUCUAUGAUGUGGAUGCUUUGAGAUACUUUGUCCUUGCUCCUCUCUGCCUCUAUGUGGUGGUUGGAGUUUCUCUGCUGCUUGCGGGCAUCAUCUCCUUAAAUCGGGUUCGUAUCGAAAUUCCCUUAGAGAAGGAGAACCAGGACAAACUGGUGAAAUUCAUGAUUCGGAUUGGCGUCUUCAGCGUUCUCUAUCUCGUUCCUCUCUUAGUUGUGAUUGGCUGCUAUUUCUAUGAGCAGGCUCACCGAGGUGUGUGGGAGACAACGUGGAUACAAGAACGGUGCAAAGAAUAUCACAUACCCUGCCCUUACCAGGUCACGCAGAUGAGUCGCCCAGACUUGAUCCUGUUUUUGAUGAAGUACCUCAUGGGCCUUGUCGUGGGGAUCCCGUCUGUCUUCUGGGUCGGCAGUAAGAAGACCUGCUUUGAGUGGGCGAGCUUCUUCCAUGGGCGCAAGAAAAAAGAAGUUGUGAAUGAGAGCCGGCAAGUGCUUCAGGAACCCGAUUUUGCCCAGUCGCUCUUGAGAGACCCCAACACUCCCAUCGUCCGCAAAUCCAGAGGAACCUCCACCCAGGGGACCUCGACUCAUGCCUCUUCAACUCAGCUGGCCAUGAUGGAUGACCAGCGAAGCAAGGCUGGCAGCGUCCAUAGCAAAGUCAGCAGCUACCACGGCAGUUUGCAUCGGUCACGUGACGGCAGGUAUACCCCCUGCAGUUACCGUGGGAUCGAAGAUCGGCUACCUCAUGGCAGCAUGUCCCGACUGACUGACCACUCCCGGCACAGCAGCUCCCACCGACUCAACGACCAGUCCCGCCACAGCAGCACCAGAGACCUCAGUGGCAACCCGGUGACCCACAUCACCCACGGCACCAGCAUGAACCGGGUGAUCGAAGAGGACGGGACCAGCGCUUGACCGGCACUUCUCGUCUUCCCUCCGCCUGGUUUUCACAGAGCAGCACUGGUUUCGUGACAGAACAAAACAAAAAACAAACAAAACAAAAACAAAACAAAACAAAAAAGCUCAGUGUUACUACCCCCCUCAGAUCAGGUACUAACUCUCCUUUGGGCUCUGCUUUGUGCCCUAGCCAGCAAAUGUUCUCAGCAAUCUUUGCCUCUAAGCGAGAAGCUGCUGGAUCGAAUCUGCAAGCGAAUGGCCGACUGACACUCGCCUUUUUUUAACUCCUCGGUAUGACUUUUAUUUAUUUGGCCAUGGUUCGUGCUCAGCCACUGAAUCUUUUUAAGGUUUUUUUUUGUUACUGAUCUAUCCCUAUGCUUCUACGAAAUGGCAAAUGGUUAACGUCCUGUGGAAAGCUCUUCCCCCCCCCCACUCCCUCCAGGAUAGUAGAAGGUGGUCUUUUAUUUCGGAGGGGGGAAAGUGAUUCUCCCCAUCGUUUUUGACUAGAUAAUGAAUUACGUAGUUUGUAGUUCUCAUGCACCCCAGAGGGUGGGUUGCAUACAAAAAAAAAAACUGUACAAAGGACAUCUGUAGGGAAUCAGCGGGAGACUUGAGGCAAUUACACUGGAAAUCCAACACAAGGAUAAUGGACCGGGAGGCUCUGCCGAAGGGGCCUUGGCUCUCAACUGAAAUGGCUCAGCCUGGUUGCAAGGAGGGAGGGGGGGGAGGGAGAAUGUGAAAGCUUGGCCCCCUUAGCUGCUUCUAUUGUCUGCACGUUUGUAGAAAACACUCCAGUCUCUUAUUUUGAUUACAGUCUUUACACAGGGAAAGGGGAAGUAUUUGAGUUCCAUGUAAUGUACCCAAAAUUGAAUCCAGUAGCUCCCUAAAACCCUUGGUGAAUUUGAAUGAAAGAGAUGGUCAGUUUGGGUACUUUUUUUUUUUGCAGUCCUUAGGGAUACAGUGUUAUGGAAAUCUAGGUGCACGUGCGCACGCAUGCACGCACGCACACGCACACACAAAAUUGCAAGCCCCCCCCCUCCUGACCCCUUUCAGCCUCAGUGCCUUGAACAGCCUCUUGCUGUAUCUGGGGCAUUCUCUGGAGAGAAGGGUUAAUUGUAGUUAUUAAGAUGUCAAGAAAGGCUGGGAUAGGAUUGGAGAGGCCAAGGGCACCCGGACCCAUCAGGGACCUUUGAUAAAUCGGUCAGCCAUUUGAAGGAGGAAUGUUUCCCAAGGCUUGCAGCAGCCCUUAAGGAGAAAUGGCUAAAUUUCCUCCUGGCCUCCUGUCGUGAGCUUAGGAUACGCAGGACGGGGACGACGGGCAGAACAAAGAUCGCUUCUUCCUUUCGGGAAGGGUGCCAAACAAGGCCACCGACAGGGACUUUUUAAACCCCUUAAGUCCCCCUUUUAAAUGGUGAUCAGGGUCUUGCGACUUUGGGGGUGCUGUAGGCAAAGCCACACACACGCCACACUCUCAGUUCAGGGACAAAGGAGGCACACACACCGGGCCGAGCGUUUCCUAGUGGGAACACUCCUGUUUUAGGGUGUGGGGCAGGUGGCACGAGGGUCGUGCUGGUCUUAGGUUUCUCAGAUGGGAGAUGCCAUCACCCUGGCAGAGUAAAAAAAAUCCCCGCUGGUCCAGUUCUCCUGGAUCGUGCCACACUGCUUCCAGCAUCCCUGUUGUGCAGCGAGGCGCCGGCUGCCUCCUUGAACAAGGGCAGAAAAAAUUCAUGGACUCUGUGCAAGCGGAUGCUGCGGAUGCAGGAUGCGACACCUGGACGUGGGCCUCUGAAGUAGGAAACGGGCCACGGGUGCUGAGAUGCCAAAAACUUUACCACCACUCCCGUGGCGCCAGGAGGACUGGAGGGCUCCGGGUUCUGCCUGAGUGGCCUCCUGUAGCAUCUCUAUUGCAGACUGCUUGGGAAGCUCACUUCUUUUCCAAAACCAUUUAGGGUAAGAGGGGGGGGAGGAGUCUUGGCCUUAGCACUAAGAUUCCUGUCAGGUACACCCAAGACUCUUUGCAUGCCACCUGUCAUGACUUUUUUGGACCCUGGGCCAGGCGUGAAGCUGUUUGUUGCCUCCUUGCUUCUUCUUUCAAAACUAUUCAGGACUCAAAGGGGACGAAAUGGAGGUCGCACUCCCAGAACUUCCAGUUUAAGAUUCCAACCCUGUAGGUGCUUCGUGUACAGAUGGUUCACCCCGUGAGCCUUCGUGCCAGAGCCAGGUUCCAAGCCAGGCGUUGACUUGGUCUUUCUUCACCCCUGUGAAUGAUAUGCAAACGAAUAACUCAAAUAUGCAAAUGUAAAGCCCUUGGAGAAAGCGUCGGCCAUAUCGCUUUAGGUAAACUUGAUUUUUAUAAGGCAGGGCGAUGGGCGAGAGUUUGGCGUGCUUCCCUGAGGAAGCGCGGGUUUGUUUGUUUGCUUCGAACCUACCUCACCUGCUGCUGUAACGCCUGCUGCUAGGAAACGGGUCAUUAGCGCUCUCGUUCUUUUGGAUCUGUGUCGCAAUGUACAGUAGCUAAACAACACGCCAGGCCCCCAAAAUUCAAUGCUGUCAUCUACGAAUGAGACGGCAACCUUAUUUUCUCUUCCAGAGAUUUUGGCUCUUUCCUCAAUACUGUCUUCUACUUGCAUGGCAUAAUCUCAAAGACGUAAAGGAAAAACAAGUGGUUCUUCGGGUCUGAGGCAUCGUUGCUACCACAAAAGGCAAGCCGUCUGUUUUGUUUUCUCCAACUCCAGACUGGAUCAUGGUGAGGUCCAAGUCCCUUUGCUUCGUAAUGGGAGAGGGUUCUCCAAGUGGCUUUUAAAAGCCUAACUAGAUGUGAACGGCAUGAAUACAAAUACCAUGCACAUUUUUGUUGUUGUUGUUUCAUACGGGAACAAAUAUGAGAGCAGAAAGACUCCCUGGGAAAGGAAGAAUGCUAGGAAGUGGCUAAACUGUGGCUGCCUUAUUCAGGACAUAGCCUGAGAAGACGAGAGUCGUUGGAAGACAUUCGUGCUAGGAAAAGAGGAAGACCACACACGAGUUGGACGGACUCCCUACGGGAAUCCACAGGCUUGAGUUUGCAACACCUGAGCCGGGCUGCUGAAGACAGGCCCUCUUGCAAGCCAUUCAUUCAUCGGGUCCCCAUAAGUUGGAAGCAACCGCAGCGACAGCAAAGUAUGCUGGGGAGUUCAAGUCCUUCUGUCCCUCUCAUCAUUCUAGCUCUCAAUGUCAAAGAGAGACAAAGAACCUCCCCCCCCACCCCCAGGAUGUAGAAAAUUUGGUUUUAUUCACAAAAAUACCAAAGGAAUUUUGACCAAGCCGUUUCUUUUACGAGAUCCUUCGAGCACUUGUUAAAAGGAAAAAAGGGGGAUAACACAACUGUUAACCAUGAGAAGAUAUUCUUGUAAAAGUAAUUUAGAAAUGAAAAUAGCUCCUCCCAAGCAGCCCUCUGCAUUUCAGGAGAUGCCACCGGUUGGCAUUUCCCUGCAAACCACGACUCUAGAGAGGAUAUGUUUAGUCAAAACUGACAGGAGAGAGAGAGAAAGUUAACGCUUCUCUUUGCCACCUCCCACAGCACAACAGCGGUUCACCGUUCGCAGCCGGGAUUAUAUCACAAAAAAUGUGCACACUGUUCCAUUUCGUGCAGCUCCCCUUCAGUUUGGCCCUAAGGCGGCAAAAUGGCAACUGCCCGUGAGACCUUUUCUUUGUCCAGGGUCUGCAGCCGUUUCGGGGACUCCUCUCCGCACUUUGCUUCCAGCAGAACUGGUGGUUUUGCAGCAUCUCCAUAGGAGGUUAGAAUCUGGGCCUCCUUCUAACCAUUUUUGCCUUGUAAACGUUGGGGUGAAUGGUGAACGGGGACAGGGUGGAGGAAAGCCCUCUUGUCCAGCAACUGCGUGGGAAGAAGCCGGCCUUGGAGAGUCUGGAGUUUGCAUAAUACUCCAUAACCUUCUGAACUUCUGAGAUAACCUGUGAGCUUUUGCUUUCCUCAGAUGGAAGUUUGCUUGCCCAUCAGAGAGGGCAUCAAGGGUACCUUGAUUCGUGGCAGGACCCGCACAAGUGGGGGAGGUUUCACCCACCCCAUUCCACCUGGAUUUUACUUUUGUGUAAAGCUUCACCACUUCCCAGUCCAUGCACACUCAUCUUGGGCUGGAUUGGGGGUCAGACUCUGUGUAUCCAUCCCAUGAUUUAAAAAAAAAGAGUAUCUGAAGCUGUGCAGUACAGGAUUAACCUACAGUGUGAUCAGGCCCAGAAGGAGCAUGUUACAAACAGCAUCAGUAUUUAUAAUGCAUUCUCUCCCCCCCACCCGAAGGAAUAAUGAAGGCAGAAGGAUGAUCCUUUUCCAAAGAACUUAGUGACUAAUGACAUCAUGAUUCCUUUUGCCUGCAUAAACAAUGUUUACGUCUUGCUUCUUCUUGUUUCUUUGGUGGCGCCAAAAUGCUUUAAGUGGAGCUAAAGUAAUACGAAACAUGAUGAACGAUGGAAUCGGUUCCUCGAGACGAUCCGCAGGGUUAACUGCAAAGAGUUGUUUGGAGGGUGUUUUGCAGAAGGUUGUGUAACAAACGACACUUUUAGAGAUUUCCCAGCCUCUGCAUGUCGUUUCACCCUUCAUUUCCCAACACCGCUGCUGUGGCUUCGGACAGUCUUUCUGCUUUUUUCCCCUCCCAAAGUCGCUAGCAAGUUUAAACAAAAUUAGGUACUGAAGAGUUUUUUU